AUUUGUGGAAAUAAACUUCUCAAACAUUCUUAACCGUCGAUCAAUCAUCAGCCCCUUAUAGAGCUACAAAAUGGCCAAGACGACACCGUCGCACCCGACGCUUCUCUUCCUCACCCUUCUCCGCCUGACCACAGCACAGCCCUCCCAAUCCUUCUCCUACUCUCUGUACCCAACCCUCUUCUCCCUCGCCCACUCGCUCAUGACGCGGGUGGCCAACCUCCGCGAGGCACGCGGCGACGUUUCGGGAUCGCAGCGGGCCAGGGCCGUCUCGUCGAAGCUGGAGCGGGGGCUCGGGAUGGGUGUGUGGGGGUUCAUGUGGUCCGCCGGCUGGGACGAUCUCAGGAACUACGCGCGGAGGGACUUUCCCUAUUCGGAGGUAGACGGCGCCGUUGCGGACGCCAACGAGUUGCUGAGGUGGCUGGGUGACUUGACACAGAGGCAAUCGGAUUCCGAUCGAGCCGUUUGGGUCGCGCAGAAUUACCAAACUAUCCUCAAGGUUUCCAAUUCGCUGCUCCGUCGGCUCCUCAAAGUGCUCUACCACUCGGAAACGUUGAGAGAAAUGGUGAAGGCAGUGCAGAGAGAGGUGGUGGAAGGUGAGCUAUUGGGGGAUUGUCUUGUAUUGGGCUCCAAUGAUUUGAACGGUGUGAUUCAAAUCCUCAAGGAUUUGGGAUCGCAAUACGGUUCCACUACCCCACCAAGAACUUUGACACUUUUAAGAGCUAUAUCUUUGUUUGUAGCUUGUAAUUAGUAUUUUCUUUUAAGUAGGGAGCCUUGUUAGCUUGAAGUUACAAUUUUUCGUUAUGUUUGUAUUUUGAAUCUUUGAUUGAGAGAAUAGGAAUGGUUUUAGUAAUUUGAAACACUUAGGAAAUAAUUGUCACAUUUUUAAUGUCCUUUAGUCCCAAUAAUUAUGGCCCCUCAACUUUAGAGGACAA
Molecule: messenger RNA, 932 nt
Organism: Malus domestica (apple)
Lineage: Eukaryota; Viridiplantae; Streptophyta; Magnoliopsida; Rosales; Rosaceae
Source: RefSeq, a predicted model, not a curated record